GUAAUGCUUUGCCACAAGACAUAACAUGUUUGGCAGCAGACCGCAUGUUGAUAUUUGCUUCAUAUGACAAUAUUCUCCAUGCCUUUGCCAGGAACAAAGAGGUAGUUCAUACCUACAAAGGCCACAAGGCAAGGAUACACCUUCUGCAGCCUUUUGGUGAUCAUGUCAUCUCUGUGGAUAUUGAUAAUGUUCUUAUUGUUUGGAACAUACAGUCAGAAGAGGAGUAUCUUCAAGUGGAUUUUGAUAAGGCAACUUUUGCAGUUUCUGCAAUUCUGCAUCCCAGUACCUAUUUGAAUAAAAUUCUCCUUGGGAGUGAGCAAGGGAGCUUGCAGCUAUGGAAUAUAAGAUCCAACAAACUCUUAUACUCAUUUCCAGGAUGGCACUUAGCGGUCACAACUCUUGAACAAGCUCCGGCAGUAGAUGUUGUUGCAGUUGGUCUUGUAUCUGGUCAUAUCAUUGUACAUAAUAUUAAAUUUGACGAAACUCUGAUGAAGUUUCAGCAAGACUGGGGUCCCAUCACAGCAAUAUCUUUUCGUACAG
This is a messenger RNA of Apaloderma vittatum (bar-tailed trogon), 540 nucleotides long. RefSeq names its product WD repeat domain 36 (gene WDR36). Gene Ontology annotation, biological process: rRNA processing. The record is from RefSeq and is a predicted model, not a curated record. The annotation marks the transcript as partial. The transcript has 5 exons. Gene Ontology annotation, molecular function: protein binding. NCBI's taxonomy places the organism in Eukaryota, Metazoa, Chordata, Aves, Trogoniformes, Trogonidae. Gene Ontology annotation, cellular component: small-subunit processome; Pwp2p-containing subcomplex of 90S preribosome.